Messenger RNA from Fonticula alba, 3619 nucleotides. RefSeq lists its product as hypothetical. Gene Ontology annotation, cellular component: nucleolus. NCBI's taxonomy places the organism in Eukaryota, Rotosphaerida, Fonticulaceae. The record is from RefSeq and is a predicted model, not a curated record. Gene Ontology annotation, molecular function: chromatin binding. The transcript has 11 exons. Gene Ontology annotation, biological process: DNA replication initiation. Bases 165 to 3311 code for a protein of 1048 amino acids.
CCGCCUCCCCCCUCCCGCUACCUCCUCUCCCUUCUUCUCCUCCAUUCUUGCCCAUCCAGACAAACGAAGAGCAACUGCCGGCAUCUCCCCCCCCCCCUCUACACUCAUAGCCGAUCCCUUUUGGUGCUCUCUCCCAUCCCCCGCGCGCAUUAGCUCCUGCCAAGAUGCCUCCCCGGAAGGUUGCUCCCCCGGCGAAGCGGUCUGCCCCGGGCAAGCCCCAGGCGAAGCAGCAGCCGAAGAAGCCGGCUGGCGCCAAGCGCCCCGCUGGUGGUGACGCUUCGGCUUCCGACGCUCCGGCCAAGCGCCCCAAGCAUGCUGGCGUCAAGCGCAGCGAGCGUUACUCCAAGACGCCGGCCGUGCCCGAGCAGGAGCUUGACCCGGAGGUUUUGGCCGAGGGCAUCGCCGCGCUGGACGAGUAUGCCGGCUCCUCAUUGAGCUUCCUUGAGAACCUGGAUUUUGACAAGAAGGUUGAGCAGGGCAAGAUGAUUCGCCCGGAGCGCCGCAAGAUGGACAACGUCGUGCCCGACGACGCGGCUGUCUUCUCGGAUCUCACCAUGAGUGAAUUGUCCGAUUUCGAUCUCGAUGCCAUGCCCUCCGAUGACGACAUCGACCUGAGCGAUGUCGGUGAUGGUCAUGAUGAUGAUGAUGGUGAGGCCGGUGCUUCGGCCAGUGUCGAGGCGCCGGUCAUCUCGGAUGCGACUCUCAUCUCCGGCUUCGGCGAUCUGGCCGAGGGAUCCGGCGGUGAUGAUGAUGAUGAUGAUGCUGGCAGCGACGAUGACAUGGACGAUGACAUGGAUGAUGACACGGACGAUGAUGACGAUGACAGCCGGGCUGUCCAUCGUCCUCGUUCGUGGGAAAGCAGGCCGCAGGCUGCUCAGGCAGGCCGCCUGCCGGUCAAGGCGGCCGAUGGGUCCAUCAUGGUGCCGACCGAGAAGCUGGAAGUGGUUGCCCCCUCGGCCGAUGAGCCGCGCCACAUCUCCAAGCGUCUGGAGAAGCGCCAGCUCAAGGAGCGCGAGAAGGAGCGCAUUGCUCAGGAGAAGCUGGCCAAACGCCAAGCCGAGGCCCAGGCCAAGACCUUUGUCCUGACCACCGAGGAGCGGUCCAAGAUCCUGGACGCCGGUGGGGUGAAUCGCCUGGUCGUGGCCCAGCGCGAGUGCCUGGCCACGCUGGCCAUGCGCAUCACCGAGCUCCCGGAGGAGCAUAUUGGCCUACUGGCGCAGGUCAAGCAGAUCUGCACCGAUGCCGAGCCGCGCGUGCGCAUGCUCGGCCUGGCCACCAUGGCUGCUCUCUUCCGGGACCUGAUUCCCGGGUAUCGGGUCCUGCUGCAGGAUAUCGACCCGAAGGAGCUCUCCAAGGACGUGCGGAAGCUGCACAUGUAUGAGAGCACCCUGCUGAAGCACUACCAGCAAUUCCUGGCCCAGUGCGAGGCGGAGAUCUCCGCUGCUCGGCGUCUGCAGCGGCGCUUUGCCCGCCGUGCUGGCAAUGAGCCGGAGGGCGACGCCUCGGCCGGCGGGGCCCCGCUCACCGCUCGCGACGUCGAGGACAUGAAGCAGCUGUCGAUCGUGGCCUUCCGCUGUAUGGCCGAGCUCCUGGUGGCCAAGCCCCAUUUCAACUUCCGCAACAACUUGGUCAUUGCGAUCGUCAACCGCCUGGGCACUGCUCAUCCUCCCGAGAUUGGUAUCGAGGCCGAGCGAAGCCUAUUGGAGGUCCUGAAGACCGAUGAGCUCGGCGAUGUGGCGCUCGAUGUCACGCGUGCUGUGACCAAACUGGUGCGCGCGCGCACCGGCGCCGCCGGUGGCGUGCCCGUCCCGGCGGUCCGUCUGCUCAUGUCUCUGCGCUUGCUGAAGGAGCUGAAGCCGGAGGAUCUGGUGGAGGCAGCCAAGCCCAAGACCCAGUCUGGCCCCGGUGGCAAGAAGGGAAAGAAGGCUGCUCCGCAUGUGUCUCGCCAGCAGCGCAAGCUCAAGAAGCUGGAGAAGGAGAUCGAUCGUGACCUGCGCGAGUCUGAGGCCACCUACCGCCGAGAGGAGCGCAUUCGUCUGCAGACCGACACCCUGAGUAUGGUGAUCCAGAUUUAUUUCCGUCUGAUCAAGCAGGCCGCCGCGUCGGGGUCCAGCGUGGCUGGCCCGGUGGGCCGUGUCCUGCCUACCGUGCUGGAGGGCCUUAGCGCAUAUGCGCACCUGAUCAACAUUGACUUCUUCCAGGAUCUGCUGGUUGCCCUUCGCUCCGUGGCGCUGGCCUCGCUGCCGGCCGCCACGUCGACCGUCGCCGGGACCGGGGUCUCGGCCAACUCCACGAUCAGCCCGCGCAAUGCCCUUCACUGCGUGCUGGCGGCUUUCCGCCUGGUGUCCAACCACGGCCUGGAGGCCUUGAACUUGGAUCUGAAGGACUUCUACAGUGUGCUCUUCCGCCUGCUGCCGCUGCUUCCCUUCACCGCCGGCGGGCUGUCCUACACCGGCGAAUCGACCCAGGAUGACAGUGUCCUCCUGGCGGUGGAGGCCAUUGAUGCCAUGCUGCACAAGGCCAAGAACGUUUCCCAAGAGCGCAUCGCCGCCUUCAUCAAGCGUCUCUUCCAUGUGGCUUCGCAGAUGCCCUCCUCCAACAAGUCCCUGUUGCUGGUGGCCUCGGCGCACAGCCUCCUCCGGCGCUGGCCGCGCACUCGGGCUCUGCUGGAUACGGAGCAGUCGAAUGCCGCGUCGGCCGGUGUGUAUCGCGCAGAUGCCGAUGACCCCGACCUUUCGGCCCCCUUCUCCUCCCCCCUGUGGGACCUGGCCAUCAUGCAGCAGAACUUCCAUCCGACUGUGGCCACCUUGGCCAGUCGUAUUGCCGGGGAUCUGCCCGGGCUGUCUGGCUCGCCGGCCGAACUCCUGGCCAAGUAUGACGCCACCGGCGGUCGGACGGUCUUCCCUGCCUGGACCCCGCCGGCCAACCACCCGCUGGCCCGUGCUCAGGAGAAGUCCGCCGGCAAGGCUCUCUUUGUGCGCUCGGCUGCCGGGCCCCCCUCGACCUUCCUGCGUGGGAUCCAGUCCAGUCACGCCGAUCGGCUAGACUUCUUCGAUACCGCCGAGGCCCUGCCGAAGUCGGUCACUGGAGCCAUGUCGCGGCACUUCAUUGCCACCAUUUCCCAGCUGAUGGGCGGUGAGGAGGAUGAUGAUGAUGAUGACGACGAGGAGGAGGGCUCCUCUUCUGGCGAGGAGGAGGAGGAGCAGGACAGCGAUGUCGGGCCGGACAGCGAGGAUGACGACGCCUCGGCCGGCGAGGAGUCCGAGUACUCGGACAGUGACUCGGAGGAGCACUUCCGUGCUGAGUGCUGAUGGCCCGUGCAUGUGUGCGCAUUUUUUAUAUAGCUGCACGCACAUCCGUGUGCAUACGAGUUUGCCCUUCUCCUCCUGGCCCAUCUGCCUCCCCGCCCCUUUGAUCGUCCAAUGCCAGAGCCACAAGAACACGACCAACAGUGAGACCGAGGGGGGAGCCUUUUUUGUACAUGUAUCCUUGCCUCCCCCUUUCUCCGUCCCCUUGGGGGCGACUGGCACACGCCCUCGCCCACGCUCACACCCACGCCGACCACAUGCCUGUCGCGCUGCCUGUGUCCUGUCGCCCGAAUAGAAUGAAAUCGGACCCC